CGCGGAGGGCGGGGCGGCCAGGCGGCGGGGACGGGGUGGGGUGAUGUGAAAGGUCCCGGAUGUGGCGGACCCAGAGCCCCUUCCAGAGGGAGUGACUGGCGCCGGCGCAGAAGUGAACGAAAGUGAAGCGCUUGACGUCAUCGUGCGUGUGGUGCCCCUGCUGCCGGAGCUGGUGAUUGGAGGAAACCCCGUGUCUGCGGAGCCGCUGUAGCCUGUGAGCUGCGAGAUCCAGGGACAGAGUCUCAGCCUCGCCGCCGCUGCUGCCGCCGCCGCCCAGAGACCGCUGAACCCCCGUCCGUCCUCCGCCGCCCACUCGGGACACAGAACAUCCAGUCAUGGAUAAAAAUGAGCUGGUGCAGAAGGCCAAACUGGCCGAGCAGGCUGAGCGAUAUGAUGACAUGGCAGCCUGCAUGAAGUCUGUAACUGAGCAAGGAGGUGAAUUAUCUAAUGAGGAAAGGAAUCUUCUCUCAGUUGCUUACAAAAAUGUUGUAGGAGCCCGUAGGUCAUCUUGGAGAGUCGUUUCAAGUAUUGAGCAAAAAACGGAAGGUGCUGAGAAAAAACAGCAGAUGGCCCGAGAAUACAGAGAGAAAAUUGAGACCGAGCUAAGAGAUAUCUGCAAUGAUGUACUGUCUCUUUUGGAAAAGUUCUUGAUUCCUAAUGCUUCACAAGCAGAGAGCAAAGUCUUCUAUUUGAAAAUGAAGGGAGACUACUACCGCUACUUGGCUGAAGUUGCUGCUGGUGAUGACAAGAAAGGGAUUGUGGAUCAGUCACAACAGGCAUACCAAGAAGCUUUUGAAAUCAGCAAAAAGGAAAUGCAACCAACGCAUCCUAUCAGAUUGGGUCUGGCCCUUAACUUCUCGGUGUUCUAUUAUGAGAUUCUGAACUCCCCAGAGAAAGCUUGCUCUCUUGCAAAGACAGCUUUUGAUGAAGCCAUUGCUGAGCUUGAUACAUUAAGUGAAGAGUCGUACAAAGAUAGCACGCUAAUUAUGCAGUUACUGAGAGACAACUUGACAUUGUGGACAUCGGAUACCCAAGGAGACGAAGCGGAAGCAGGAGAAGGAGGGGAAAAUUAACCGGCCUUCCAACUUUUGUCUGCCUCAUUCUAAAAUUUACACAGUAGACCAUUUGUCAUCCAUGCUGUCCCACAAAUAGUUUUUUGUUUACGAUUUAUGACGUUUAUGUUACUUCUAUUUGAAUUUCUAUAUUUCCCAUGUGGUUUUUAUGUUUAAUAUUAGGGGAGUAGAGCCAGUUAACAUUUAGGGAGUUAUCUGUUUUCAUCUUGAGGUGGCCAAUAUGGGGAUGUGGAAUUUUUAUACAAGUUAUAAAUGUUUGGCAUAGUACUUUGGUACAUUGUGGCUUCACAAGGGCCAGUGUUAAAAUUGCUUCCAUGUCUAAACGAAGAAAACUGCCUACAUAUUGGUUUGUACUGGUGGGGAAUAAAAGGGAAAAUUGGUUCCAGUCACAGGUGUAGUUAUUGUGGGUACUUUAAAGGUUUGGAGCACUUGCAAAGCUGUGGUACAAACAUAUUCCAUGGAUAUUACAUGUUGGAAUCAUGUAUUUCUGUGGAAGAGUCUAUCUCCGUGUGCACACCCUUGACUACAGCACCAGAAGUGUUCUUUGAAACAAAAGUUGUGACCCAGUUAACUCCGGAUAAGGGCAGAAACGGUUCACAUUCCAUUAUUUGUAAAGUUACCUGCUGUUUGCUCUCAUUAUUUUUGCUACACAUUUUAUUUGUAUUUAAAUGUUUUAGGCAACCUAAGAACAAAUGUAAAAGUAAAGAUGCAGUAAAAAUGAACUGCUUGGUAUUCAUUAUUCAUGUAUAUCAAGCACAGCAGUAAACAAAAAAACCCCAUGUAUUUAACUUUUUUUUAGAUUUUUUUUUUUUUUUUUUUGCUUUUGUGAUUUUUUUUUUCUUUUUUGAUACUUGCCUAACAUGCAUGUGCUGUAAAAAUAGUUAACAGGGAAAUAACUUGAGAUGAUGGCUAGCUUUGUUUAAUGUUUUAGGAAAUUUUCAUGAACAAUCCAAGCAUAAUUGUUAAGAACACAUGUAUUAAGUUCAUGUAAGUGGAAUAAAAGUUUUAUGAAUGGACUUUUCAACUACUUUCUCUACAACUUUUCAUGUAAAUUAGUCUUUUGGUUUUAAAACUUCUCUAAAACAAUUGUACAUUAUUAGAAAUUUGUUCCUUACUCCCUUUUGGCAGCUAAUGGGCUUUUAACCAAGUUAAAGUGCAAAGUUUAUCAUAACAAAAAUAUUAAUCUAACAACCGACCGUCUCCCAUAUUCCCCAUUCUCCCCCAUCCCAUCCUUGGGGAGGGGGAAAUUGAUUGGAAAAGUAAUAUGUUCCAGUUAAAAUUUUGGUAUAUGGCAUUUUCUAACUUAGGAAGCCACAAUGUUCUUGGCCCAUCAUGACAUUGGGGUAGCAUUAACUGUAAAUUCUGUGCUUCCAAAUCACUUGGUUUUUGAGAAUUUCUUGAUACAGCUUGCCUUUGAUUUUGGUCAUUCUGUUUGUCAGGUGCACAGGCUUACCUUCCUUUUUUUAGCUUUCUGUCUUGUCACCAACCAUUCCUCCUUGGUGGCCGUGUACUUGGGAAAAGGCCGCAUGAUCUUUCUGGCUCCACUCAAUGUCUAAGAUCCCUUGCUUCCUUUGCUUGCAUCCCACAAACUAUUUCCCUCAUCCUCUUCUGCAGCACAUCUCUCCUUAGUUGAUGAGAUUGUGUAUAUCCUAUAAACUCUAUCCCGAAUGGUCUGUCAUUGUUUGCCUUUAAAUCUUUCUUCUCUAAAUAAUGAUGGGGCUAAGUUAAACCCAAAGCUCACCCUACAGAAUAUUCCCUCAGUACUUUACAGAAAACACCAAACAAAAAUGCCAUUUUAAAAGAGGUGUAUUUUUUUUUCUUUUAGAAUGUAAGCUCCUCCAGAGCAGGGACAAUGUUUUCUGUAUGUUCUAUUGUGCCUAGUACACUGUAAAUGCUCAAUAAAUAUUGAUGAUGGGAGGCAGUGAGUCUUGAUGAUAAGGGUGAAAAACUGAAAUCCCAAAUGCUGUUUCGUUGCUUGUUUUAUUACAAUUUGAUUAAAUUGAGAAAUAUCUGCCCUUUGGGACAAUUGUCCUAACUAAGUACUACAUUAAAAUAAAAGUGCAAUGGAG
Messenger RNA from Dipodomys spectabilis (banner-tailed kangaroo rat), 3142 nucleotides. It is a transcript of the gene Ywhaz, whose product is annotated as tyrosine 3-monooxygenase/tryptophan 5-monooxygenase activation protein zeta. Gene Ontology annotation, cellular component: cytoplasm. Gene Ontology annotation, biological process: signal transduction. NCBI's taxonomy places the organism in Eukaryota, Metazoa, Chordata, Mammalia, Rodentia, Heteromyidae. The record is from RefSeq and is a predicted model, not a curated record. The transcript is spliced from 7 exons. The coding region runs from base 336 to 1073 and encodes 245 amino acids.